UGGGAGAUGCGGCGAACGACCGCCUUCCCUCCGGGCUGCUGCGCAUGCGCGGGCGGCGCGUUGCCGGGCGGCCGGGAGGCGCUGCGUGCCCUAUGGAGAAGGGCCCGCGGAACGCCAUCGUCUUCAACGCUUCCAAAGGGGAAGCCUUCACUCCCGCCAGCAGCUACAAGGCGUGGCGUAAGAGGCUCCGAGGGAAUUGGAAGAUCCUGAGCUUAAAAGAUGAGAUCACGUCUGAGAAGCUCUAUGGAGUGAAACUGUGGAUAACAGCUGGUCCAAGAGAAAAGUUCAGUGCUGCUGAGUUUUUGGUUCUGAAGAAAUUCCUGGAGGAUGGUGGAGCCAUCCUGGUGAUGCUAAGAGAAGGCGGCGAGUCCAGAUCUGGCACAAACAUUAACUUUUUGUUAGAAGAAUAUGGGAUCGUUUUCAAUAAUGAUGCUGUUGUACGAAAUGUAUAUUACAAGUACUACCACCCAAAAGAAGCACUGAUCUCUGAUGGAGUUUUGAAUAGGGGAAUCAGUGAAGCUGCAAGAAAAACAGUGCUUGAGACAACAGUUGAAGAUGGGAAUGGGCAUAACUCACAAGCUCUCACUUUUGUGUAUCCAUUUGGUGCCACACUAAAUGUGAUGAGACCGGCAGUGGCUGUUCUGUCAACAGGAUCUGUCUGCUUCCCUCUCAACAGACCUAUUCUUGCAUUCUAUCAGCAUGAGCUUGCAGAAAUUGUAGACAAAAAGAUAGAAGAUGAAGCCAGAGACAGAGCUUCUUUCUCAGGCAGAGCAGAGAAACGUACCAGAAGGAAAACAGAAUCUAUUGAAGCAAAGAAGAGACGCAGUAAAGAACAGCAACAAAAAUUGAAGGAGUGGAAAAGUCAAGGUGGAAAGAUGGCAGCACUGGGAUCUUGCCACAUGUUCAGUGAUCAAUAUUUAGAUAAAGAAGAAAAUGGUAAGAUCAUGGAUAUACUUUUCCAGUGGCUCACAACAUCAGAUAUUCAUUUAAACCAGAUGGACAUGGAAGACCCUGAGAUUUCAGACUACACCUUGCUCCCAGAUACAGCUGCACUGUCUGAGCAACUGCGGGUCUGCCUGCAAGAAGGAGAUGAGAACCCAAGAGACUUCACAAAGCUGUUUGAUACAUCCCUGUAUCAGCUGGACACAACUGCCCUCCCUUCAGUUAUCAAAGCUUACGAACAGUUGAAUGUGAAACAUGAACCUCUCCAACUCAUUCAGCCUCAAUUUGAGACUCCACUACCUGUCUUGCAGCCAGCUGUUUUUCCACCUGCUUUCAGAGAAUUGCCUCCUCCUCCUCUGGAGCUGUUUGACUUGGAUGAAACAUUUUCCUCUGAGAAAGCUCGUCUUGCAGAGAUUACAAACAAAUGUACUGAUGAUGACCUGGAGUUUUAUGUACGAAAGUGUGGCGAUAUCCUAGGUGUAACAAGUAAACUUCCAAAGGAGAAACAGGAUGCCAAACAUAUUCUGGAGCACAUCUUCUUCCAAGUGGUUGAAUUUAAGAAACUGAAUCAGGAACACGAUACUGAUACAAGUGAAGCUGGAUUCCAGAAUGGUAACUGAGACCUGGCUUUCCCCUGAUGGAGUUGGAUCUAUUAAAAAUGUACUUAGCGAUUUUCUUCAACCUCUGUGUUCAGUACAUUGAUUGAGACUGAGUAUGUCACUGAAUGUAUGGAUCAGUUACAUAUAGUAAUUGGGAUAACUAAUGCCUUUUGAGGAAAUGUUUGUAUUUUCCAGAUAAUUUCCUAUUUUUCUAUUUCUUUAUUGAAACUGUAAUUUUGUUAUAUAUAAAUCUUAUGCUGAGACAAUGUAAGUUUGGUCCUUUCUUGCUCUGGUAUUUAUUUUCUUCUAAGUCUUACUGUUGGCCCUUUUGGCAUACACGUAGUUUUUAAUUGAGAUGUGAGAAAGAUCAUUACUCUGGUUAGUGAGCUGGAAAAAGAAAAUACAGCAAUAAAUAUAGGAGAUGCUGAAAAUAUAUUACUGUAUCACCCCAAGGCAGUCUCCUUUUGGAUCUCUGCAAAAAUGAACCAAGGUGUGAGGUAGGUUUAUAAGUGUAGGUUUCUUUCCAGGAGGGGGAGAAUUGAAAUCAGACAGUGAUGACAUUACAGACUGCUGCCUUCUUCAAGGUUGGAAGCACAUCAUGAAAAGAAGGGGUGGUGUUGGGAUUAGUAAGUUAAGAUUUAAUGGAUCCCUAUUAGGAAAAGCUGAUGCUGUGCAGGAAACUCAGGGAGACAUUAAACUAGGAAUGGAAACUCACGUGGAAUUCAUCAUCCAUUAAAUACUGAAGCUCAGUGUGUGGUGAAAAUAUAGCCAAGGUAUAAGAAGUGAGAGGAACAGAUUUGUCACUGUCAUUAACGUUGUGUGUCAGUGUUGCUGGAGAUUUUUAACAACUCUCUGAGGUUGCACUUUGAUAUUCAAAGAGUUCUGUAUUUCAUCAGCCACCCUGACUGCAAAACUUGAUUUUUCCCCCACUCAAGCACUUUGUAAGGCCUUUGUGACACUUGUGCCUUAUCUUUAUCUGCCAUGUUUUUUAAUGUAAAAGCUGCUGCUUUUCCAAAAGGUUUGUCUUACCUUCUCUCCUCACCCCUCCCAAAAAAAAAAACCAAAACAAUCAUUUUACAUUGUUUCAUGUUUAGGAUACUUUCCUAAAGCUGGUUUCCCAAUGCACCUGCCAAGCUACUAAUCAGCUAAGAUGUGCCAAUGUAAUACUGGCAGAAGGGAUUAUACUGUAUACUUUGCAUCUGUAUACUUUACAGACAAUCCUUUAUCAUAGCAGCAUGUUUCAGAAUUUUCAUUUUUUCCUCUUUCAUUUGUUUUUCUUUAAUAAUAUGGUUGUGGUUUUCACUCACAGAAGCACUUUGUAUGUUCCAGCUUCAGAUUUACAUAAUAAGCCUUAUCUUUCCCCUACAGUAUCAAUACCAAUCAGUCAACCAGCACUGACUACAGCUGAACCAAACAACUGUGCGAUCUUCUUGCUAAUUAUAGAUGUGGUUUGUACUGUUCUUUUGGUGUUUAAACUGCAAACUGUAAAUACACUCUCCUUCUGUGUCCCUUUUCAGAGUUGUUUUUGUCACCUGUUCCUGAUGUUGUAACAUGAUUUUUAGAAGUCAUCUGAGCAGCUAGAGAAUACAAGCAGCUCCCUGUUUGCUGUUUGUCUCUUGUGCCAUGCUGACAGCUGAAGUAAAAGAAGAGCUUUUUUUCACUGAAUGGAGGUUGUUUUGGCCAGAAUGUCUGCUGUGAACUGUGUGCAGAGGCAAUAGCUGCAUUCGGUCUUUCAAAACUGUCCCUUUGGCCCUUGGGAAGUGUUUAAACUGUUAUUCUAUGAACAGAAAUACUGCUUUGGGUGAGGAAAUAAAAUACAUGUAAAGCUUCAUUACUGAUUGACAGAAGUUGAAAGGAGUUUGAUCCAAUGAAGGCACUCAGCAAAGGUAACCCUGGGCUUAACAGGUGCUGCUGUUGACAAAACUGAGUACAAGUUACUUUUCCCUUUUACUCUCAUGUAGUAUUUUACCACUUCUUUCAUCCCUGAAAGAAGGGAAGCAAUAGUGGUUCUUCUGCCACCUGUAAACACCCUAAAAGCUGGUGUGAGCAAGUAAUUUUAGAGACAAAAGAGUGGAAGCGUGAGAUGGGAAGGGGAAGAGCAGCUCCAGCAGCUGUAGCAGCACGGUGAGAGCGUUCUGCCAGGCUCAAAGCUGAAGUACAAACUUGUUAAGUUUGAACAGCAAAAAAAAUCUCAACCAGCUCACAGCUGGCAGCCCCUGCAGC
Molecule: messenger RNA, 3764 nt
Organism: Phasianus colchicus (ring-necked pheasant)
Lineage: Eukaryota; Metazoa; Chordata; Aves; Galliformes; Phasianidae
Gene: IFT52
Product: intraflagellar transport 52
Biological process (GO): cilium assembly; intraciliary transport
Cellular component (GO): intraciliary transport particle B; cilium; centriole
Source: RefSeq, a predicted model, not a curated record